AUGGACGUGUGGGGCCCCGCCCGCGUCCAGGGCCAGGGCCGCGAGCGGUACUUCCUACUGGUCGUCGACGACUACACACGCUACACCACGGUCUUCCCCUUGCAGCGCAAGGGUCAGGUCCCUGAUGUUCUGAUCCCCUGGAUCCGUGCUGUUCGUCUCCAGCUCCGCGAGCGGUUCCAUUCGGACUUUCCUAUCCUGCGUCUGCACUCUGACAGAGGUGGUGAGUUCACCUCCGACCUCUUGCGAGCCUUCUGUGAGGAGCACGGCUUUCGCCAGACGUUCACGCUUCCGGCCUCUCCGCAGCAGAAUGGGGUUGCUGAGCGCCGCAUUGGCUUGGUCAUGGAGGUCGCUCGUACCUCCUUGAUCCAUGCGGCUGCCCCCCAUUUUCUGUGGCCGUUUGCGGUCCGGUACGCCGCGCAUCAGCUCAACCUCUGGCCCCGUGUCUCCUUGCCAAAGACCUCGCUCACGCUGCGUUGGACGGGGGAGGUUGGCGAUGCGUCGCCCUUCCGGUCUGGGGUGCUCGUGCCUUGUCCGCGAUCACAUUGCGAACAAGCUCUCUGCUCGCGCCAUUCUCGGUGUCUUCUUGGCUUUCCUCCUGAUGCGCCUGGCUGGCAGUUUUACGACCCCACCUUGCGCCGCGUCUUUGCGUCUCAGGACGUCACCUUUGACGAGUCGGUCCCCUUUUACCGUCCUUUCCCUACCGCACUUGCCCUCUCCCCCCCCCGCCGCUCUUUCUCGCUCCAGGUCCUCCCCAGGGGUGCUGAGCCUGGGGGUGCGGAGCCUGGGGGGCGGAGCGUGAGUGUGCGUGAGGAGCCUGGGGGUGCUGAGUCUGGGGGUGCUGAGCCUGCGCGUGAGGAGUCUGGGGGUGCUGAGUCUGGGGGUGCUGAGUCUGGGGGUGCGGCGCCUGAGGGUACUGAGACUGCUGGUGCGCGGUCUCCUUGGAGUGGCCGCCUUCGUCCGCGUGUGCCUCUCACCUCACAGCAGCUGCACGACUGGUACGGUCACCGUCAGGGUCGCGCUACUGGAGUUCGGGGCUCUGCCGCUGGAGGUGCGUCUGCUGACGUCGCUGGAGCUGGGAGUGGUACUGGUCCUUUGUCUACUGGAGGUGCCGGAUUCGCAAGUCCCGGAGGUGCUCGUACUGGAGGUACUGGAGCUGCUGGGACUGGAGGUGCUGUGUCUGGGGGUGCUGCUGCUGGAGACACUGCGACUGGAGACCCUGGGACUGGGGGUGCCGGUUCUGGGGGUGCUGCUGCUGGAGACACUGAGGCUGGAGACCCUGGGACUGGAGGUGCCGGUUCUGGGGGUGCUGCUGCUGGUGGAGCUGGUCCUGGAGGUGCUGGCGCUGGAGGUUCUGGAGCUGCUGGGGGUGCUGGAGGUGCUGGAGGG
Molecule: messenger RNA, 1386 nt
Organism: Closterium sp. Yama58-4
Lineage: Eukaryota; Viridiplantae; Streptophyta; Zygnematophyceae; Desmidiales; Closteriaceae
Source: the annotation of a GenBank genome assembly